AUGGAGAGAAGCUCGUCCACAGCGGACCGUGUGUCUCCCGGUGUGUUUGUGUCGGUGUGUCCGGUGACUGAGGACAUGAUGGAGAAACUGUUAACGGUGACCGUGCUGACGGCUGUGGCUUUAAGUCAGGUCACCUGCAGCCCCGCCACACUGAAGAGGGUCACCAAGGCUCAGAUUUUGGGUUUUGACUGGAAGAACUGUGGGAAGCCAGAUGCUCCGGCGGUCCUGAAGACUCUGAGCGUGUCUCCAGAUCCCAUCUCCAUCCCAGGAGACCUGACCGCCUCCGCCUCUGGAUCCACAUCUGUAGAGCUCAAUGCUCCGCUGGCUGUGAAUGUGACCCUGGAGAAGGAGGUGGCGGGUUUCUGGGUGACUGUCCCCUGCCUGGAGGAGCUGGGCAGUUGUCACUAUCCGGACGCUUGUGACAUCCUGAACCAGCUGAUCCCUCCUGGUCAGGACUGUCCUGAGCCGCUGCACACCUACGGCCUGCCCUGCCACUGCCCCUUCAAAGCUGGCUCGUACUCUCUGCCUCAGUCAGACUUCUACCUGCCCUACAUGGAUCUUCCCUCCUGGCUGACCAACGGGAACUACCGUGUGCAGGGCAUCCUGGGUAGCCAGGGCAAAGAGCUGGGCUGCCUCAAAGUGGCUCUGUCCCUUCACUCCGACUAAACCAACGCUGCCGCCGCUGCCGCUGCCGCUGCCGCUGCCGCCGCCGCCGCCGCCGCCGCUGCUGCCGCCGCCGCCGCUGCCGCCGCCGCCGCUGCUGCCGCUGCUGCAGCUGCUGCAGCUGCUGCAGACACUCGGGAGGUUUCAGGUUGUCGUUUAUUUGCACAUAAACCAGUCAAAAAAUUGGGAAACAAAAGCAGAAGUUGCACAAAGUGUGAAACUGAGAAACUUCACAGGGUUUAUUCAAGUUUUUUUAUGAUCGACGACGGUGAGAAAAAAAGACGAUAAGCUCAUUUCAAAUUUUUGACGCACAGUUCUUUGGGAGAAAGAUGAGACAGAUAUUUUUGGGAAAAGAAAUCUAACAAAUCGUCUGACAACUGCAGAUAAAACUAAUAACAGACGAACAAUGUUCACAGAGUCCUUUAACCAUCAAACAUGGUGCAAUACAGUGAUUUUUUACUGGUGUACACAGAAACAAUAUUCACCUCUGUCUCUGUUCACACAGACUUCAGCUUCACUGGAAAUUAACAGCUACUUUGCAUGAAAGUGACGCUUUAACAUCAUCACAUGCAAACACUGAGAACCACAGGGAAUAUAUCACAAAUACUUUUACUUUGGGAGGUUUGAUGUUUGGUUCUUCCACUGUUUAUGGGUGUAUUUACUGUUAUAGAACGUGAAACAUGUUCGAUGUAUUUCAAUCAGAAACAUUGAUCCUUUUUAAAAAUCUAUAAGUAGACUUUUAUUUCAACUUAUAGUCAGAUAUAAAUUAAGUUUAUGUCCAGGACAUCAUCCAGGACACUUCACAGUUUCAGCCUCUGAUGGCUUUGAGACCUUAAUAAAGUUGUUCACUGACUCAAAGUCAAAAACAAUCGCAUAAACAUUCUGCCUUUAUUGUGUGACAGUGUGACGUCACAGUGCGACCAAGAGAUGCCAAAAAAUAUCUUAAAUUAUCCCAUCACAUGAACCCUGUUGUGCCUCGCUGCUGAAACGUUGCUUCAUUUCUGUUCAUCCACAGAGAAAAAGAAUCAGAAUUAUUCAGUGUUUCAGAUUAUUGGAGACAAUUAGCCGAUAAUCAAAUCAGAUCAACGGCUGAAUCCAGACGUCCGCACUUCACUGCACUUGCAGAUUUUGCGGGCGGGUUCUCGGGAAGUCUGGGAGUGCUGAGGGCUCUGAAUCCACAAUUCAUCCAGUCCAUGAGGGGCCUGAAGAUACAGACUGAAUUAUUUACCCACAGUUCAUUGCAAUACGGACAUGAUGUUGAGUUUUUUUUUUCAAUUGACUGACUGAAAACCAAGACAAACAUAUCAUGACCGUAAAACAAUUAUUGGAUUAAAAUGUUACUUGAAUCAUGUAGGUCAGAAAUAAUAUUAAACCACAAUAUGAUACAGAAAUAUGUAGAAGCAGAGGCCAUAGAGGGAUUAAAAUGCUUUUCAUUAUAGCAGCCUAACUUUAUAAUAGCUGUGCAGUGUAGUGCCAAAUAUAUAGGCUCGGAAAAUUAGCCAAAAAUAACAACAAACAAAGGUCCAAUGUAACUUACACCCGGUGUAAUCAGUCAUCGUGCGGCCCUAUUUACUAAAAUGUCCGUGUUUGUACAGCGAGUCUCUGUUGUCGCAGACUUUACAUGAUGACAGUGAACACAUCACAGUACAAACACCUGAAGUCCAGAGGGCAGACGUUUAGAUUCAGUCUGAUCUGACAUCACAUGUGUCAAAGACUUUGAGUCAAGGUUUUGUUUUUUGUAAUGGAUAAAUCCAUGUAGCAUCAGCUCUGUUAAAAUAAUAACAUCCUUCAUACAUGCUCAUGUGCUCAUGUGCUCUUUCCUCUGUGUGUGAUUUUGCUUUUUUAAAAUUGUUUUCAUUUCAGUUAUUAAUUGUUUCUUUUUUUACUUCUUUAAUGGGAUGUUUUUAAAAAAAGGGGUCAGUGAAUCACUGCUGGGAAUAAAAACGGCAUAUUCAUGUAGUUUAACUGAUCGUAGCCAAUAUGGCAUAUUUUUUAUUGAUCUCUGUUUUUACCGAGUGCCUGAUCAGAUCUUUACGAGGAGUUAGUGAAUCGAUGCUGUAGAAAUGAACAAAAGAGGAAAAGAAAUCAGGUCGUUAUGAUUUUAAUUUGUUCUAAAUGUUCAGUGUUGAUAACGACGACGACAGAUUAUGUUUGUACAGUUUUUAAUAAACAUUAUCUUAUAGACGA
Molecule: messenger RNA, 2850 nt
Organism: Epinephelus lanceolatus (giant grouper)
Lineage: Eukaryota; Metazoa; Chordata; Actinopteri; Perciformes; Serranidae
Gene: gm2a
Product: ganglioside GM2 activator
Biological process (GO): lipid transport; ganglioside catabolic process
Cellular component (GO): cytoplasmic side of plasma membrane
Molecular function (GO): enzyme activator activity; lipid carrier activity
Source: RefSeq, a predicted model, not a curated record